Molecule: messenger RNA, 2478 nt
Organism: Peronospora matthiolae
Lineage: Eukaryota; Oomycota; Peronosporomycetes; Peronosporales; Peronosporaceae
Source: the annotation of a GenBank genome assembly
AUGGCCGAAACGCAAACCGGAAAGCGCGUGAAGUACCUUCAAAGCGACAAUGGGGGUGAAUACAAGUCCGACAAGCUGGCACGAUUCUGCGCGGAACGGGGAAUACAACAAAGGUUCACACCCCCAUAUACUCCUCAGCUAAACGGAGUAGCUGAGAGAAUGAAUCGCACGCUGGUCGAGUGUGCGCGUUGCAUGAUGGAACACGCUGGACUGGGAAAGAGCUACUGGGGUGAAGCAGUGAUGACGGCGAUGUUUCUUCGAAACCGCUGUCCAACACGUGCCAUUCACCAAGACAAGUCUCCAUAUCAAGUGUGGACGAUGAAGAAACCGAUUCUGGCCAACCUUAAAGUGUUUGGAUGCCACGCGUAUGUUCAAGUGCCUCAAGACAAACGCGCGAAGUUCGACUCCAAGUCAUCACUCUGUCGUUUCCUGGGAUACGCCGAACACCAGAAGUCAUAUCGAUUUGAGGAAGUGUCAACAGGAGCGAUCAAGAUCAGUCGCGAUGCCACAUUCAUGGAAGACAAGUUUGAUGAAGGUCCGCGCAACUACAACGAUGAGUCAAGUGUCGUUGAGUUUGAUGAUCAUGAUGAGGACGAAGAAAAAGAAGAAGGUAAAACUGACGACGACAUGGACUCGAGCGACGAUGACAACGAAGACACCAGGUCUUCGAAGAGCAACAUCAAGAGACAUACGCGCACUCAAUCACUUGAGAAAGCUACCGUCAUUCCAAGUCCCAAGCGAAGAACAUACAGAGGUCCGUCGCUUGAGCAUGUUGGGGAAACGCCGACUACAUUCAAGUCGGCGAUGGAAUCAAGCGACUCCGGCAAGUGGAAAGAAGCGUGUGACUCGGAGUUCGAUUCGCUUCAGAGAAACGACACGUGGGAAAUCGUGCCUCUUCCGAAAGGUCGCAAGGCCAUCGGGUGCCGAUGGGUUUUUCGUGUAAAGGAGAAUCAAGAUGGCGAAGUUGAACGUUUCAAGGCAAGACUUGUGGCCAAAGGAUUCUCACAGAAAUUCGGAGUUGACUAUGAAGAAACUUUCGCACCGGUGGCCAAGUUCACAUCGAUUCGUGUGGUGCUCAGUAUGGCGGCUAAGUACGGCCUAAUGCUACAUCAGAUGGACGUCAAGACAGCGUUUCUUAACGGCUCCCUCAACGAAGACAUCUACAUGGACCAGCCGGACGGAUACCUGGAUGCAACACAGCCGGACUAUGUGUGCAAGCUAAAGAGAUCACUCUACGGCUUGAAGCAAUCGCCUCGCAUGUGGAACCAAACAAUCGAUGGGUUCAUGAUCAAGAUGGGAUUCAAGAAGUGCGAAUCGGACCACUGCAUCUACAUCAAGCGAGACGACCAAGACAUGAUUCUCGUGGUGCUCUACGUCGAUGAUCUCAUCCUGGCCAGCAGCAACAACGAACUCCUCAAGUCGACCAAGAUGGCGCUGAGCAAACGCUUCGAAAUGACGGAUCUCGGUGAGCUCGAUUACUUUCUCGGCAUGGAGAUCAAGAACGACCGUAAGACGGGAAUGGUGACUGUGCAACAAACCAAGUUUCUCAAGUCCGUGUUAACCAAGUUCGGAAUGGAUAACAGCAAGCCAGUGAAGACGCCUCAAGAUCCCGGCCUGAAGCUAACCAAGAACAUGUGUGAACAAGAAUGCAAGCACGAAGACACCAUGUGCAACGUGCCAUAUCGAAGUGCUGUCGGAGGCAUCAUGUAUCUCAUGGUCGCCACACGUCCGGAUCUAGCUGCUGCAGUGGGAUCAUUAUCCCAGUUCUCGUCCGACCCAUGCCCGACUCACUGGCAAGCUUUGAAGCGUGUGCUGAGAUACCUGCAAGCAACGCCCAACCAUGGUCUUGAGUUUACACGUCAAGAAGGAAGCCGUAUCUGCGGGUACACCGACGCAGACUGGGCCGGCGACAUUGAGUCAAGACGAAGUACAAGCGGCUAUGUGUUCAUGAUGAGCGGAGGAUGCAUCAGCUGGAAAAGCCAGAAACAACGGACGGUCGCGCUAUCUUCAACAGAAGCAGAAUACAUGGCGCUUUCCGAAGCAACCAAAGAAGCAGUAUGGCUCAAGGUGCUUUUGGGGGAACUUGGUGAGAUGACAAGCGACGAAGCGAUCAAGAUGUAUGAAGACAACCAAGGAUCAAUCGCUCUCGCCAAGAACCCGGAGUUCCAUAAGAGAACAAAACACAUCGACAUACGCUACCAUUUUGUGCGUGAGAAGGUGGAAUCAGGUGAAGUCGUUUUGGAGUAUUGCCCGACUCAAGAUAUGCUGGCAGACAUGAUGACCAAGCCGAUCGCCGCUGUACAAUUUGAAAACAUUCGCGAUCGACUUGGGAUCCAAGGUGCCGCAGCUAACGAGUCGAGAGGGAGUGUUGAAAAGACAGCAGCUGUGAAGAAGACACCUCGUCAAGCUGCGUCAAGUGUUGAAGCAAGUGGAAGACCAAGCUUCGCUAUACCGGUGGGUACCGGUAUGUACCAGUAA